This is a messenger RNA of Cooperia oncophora, 897 nucleotides long. NCBI's taxonomy places the organism in Eukaryota, Metazoa, Nematoda, Chromadorea, Rhabditida, Trichostrongylidae. The record is from the annotation of a GenBank genome assembly.
AUGGAUUACGGUAUACCACAACUGCAGUCCGUGCAGCAAGUCAAUCAGGUAGCAGCUCGUGGCACGUCUAUUCUUCGAUUCGAGGUUGAUGACGCAGAUUGUGUAGAAAAUGCAGCAAGCGUUUUCGCAGUUGAAGACGGAUACGGUGUGUUUGACGUCACCCCGAUGAGUGGAGAGCUCUAUGUGAGCUCACCACUAGACUUCGAAUACCGGCCUCUGUACAAUAUUACCGUAUCCGCACGGAAUAUCGCUGGAGGACCGACGAGUUACAGGUCUGUUCUCGUCCACGUGAAAGAUAGCAACGACGAACGUCCACGAUUUAUCGGUGGAACUCCAGUGCAAUUUUCUGUCUAUGAAAAUUUGCCAGGACCUUUUCCUGCAGUGAUCGGCAGCACAAUAUCUGAGGACUUGGAUGAUGGCGAAAACGGACUUAUAGCUUACAGCAUUAUCAAAGGGAAUGCUACACUCUUCUCAAUCAAUUCAGCGUCCGGGGAACUCCUUGUACUUGGUCCACUGGAUCGCGAGGACUGCGCAGAACACUUCCUAACCGUACAAGCAAUCGAUUCCGGACUACCGAGACUCUCUUCCACAGCCGACAUCAAGAUCACAGUAAUCGAUGACAAUGACAACGAACCGGUUUUCGAUCAGCCGUAUUAUUCCGUUCAUGUGCGUGAGAACACCAAAAUCGGUCAAAAGGUCUUACAAAUUAGAGCUCGCGACAAGGACCAGGGACAGAAUGCGGUUAUUAGGUACUCGCUGCAGGAAAACAGUCCAUUUUCGAUCGAUAAAGGCACUGGGGAUAUCCGAGUCUCCAAAGCGGUGGAUCGGGAGGUGAUCAACGAGUAUAGACUGACAAUUCAAGCGACAGAUUCAGGAAGGUACGCCAACUAUACAACG